AUGCCUGAACCUGAUUAUUUUAGCUUCAAAUCUGACACUUCGUCAUCAUCAUCACAAGUGAACAAACUUAAUAAGUAUUACAAACUCGAUACGAAUGUCUCGUUGGCACCUCAGAAGGAUUUGACAAUACCAUUAAGCCCUGGAUCUAAAGCUCUACACGUUCCCAAUUCAGCUAGUCUCACAAAUGCACUUAGUAUAAAUCAAUUUAUUGCCCCAGCCCAGAAUAAUGUUAGCCUUAUGAGACAGCAAGGAAAGAGAAGCACUUCAAAGAGCGGUCUUUCAUACCAAAGUUCAUCAAAUAAUUCAUCGGCUCAUUCUAGCAGGCGACCUUCUGCUGGAAAUGUGACAAACACUCUUAAUAAGCUUACCUCUCCUGCAAAAGUAAAUAUGAAAGUAGAGACAAGCGAUCAAAUACCGCACCAGAAACGUUCUUUGACUCAUGGUUCAAACUCUGAAUCUAACGUAAGUACACCAACGUUAGUGUUACCACCCGAUUUGGCAAGUUUAAACACCAAAAAAUCUUCUACAAUGUUACAUUCUCCACAAAUUCCAAACACGUUACAUCGAUCACCUUCCAUGCAUGAUACUACAGGUAGUGUUCAUACAAUGGCAGGUACACCUCCUCAAGAGACACUCUCUUCUACUUCAUCUACAAGGUCUGUCAUAAUGGCUCAAACAAGCGCAGGAAACUUAAGAGCAUUUAAGAAGCAAUACGUAUUGAAUGAGAAAUUAUACCUAGAGAAAAUCAAUAAUGCAUUACAUAGUGACGACUAUUAUACACGAAAGAUAGGACUUUCAUCACUAAAUGAUGAUUAUGAGGACUUUGACAUUGACAUUGAUGAUCCGUUCAGCGGACAUCCCGGUUCUUCUUCAAAGACAGGUUCAGAUGAAAUAGAUUUCGGAACGACAUUCUCUACUUCCAAUUCUCUUUCAAAUAAAGGAAACAUAGUUUCAAUUAGCCCCCGAUACUUAUUCCACCAGUUGCAAUGGGUAAAAAAGAGUAAUCCUGAAGAAACAGAACUGAUAUCCCUACUGGGUAAAAUACAGAAAACAGAAUACAAAUACAUGAUAAAACAACAAAAAUUGUUGGAUAAUAGGCCUGAAGAGCCAAGAGCAGGUACAAGUUCACUAGAUGAUACUUUUAUUGAUACUAUGCACAAUACAGAACAUGACUAUAUGGAAGAACUAUCUACAUUUCCCAUUAUUUCUGAACGUUUGAAUUGGCAAACAAUGUUAUCAAAUGUUUUAAAAGGGGAUAUUGUUAUGAGUGAAAAAAGUAAAAUAGCUGAACAAAUCAAGAAUCCUGCAUUGAAGAAACAAAUAAGUGACGAUAUAUGGUAUGAAUUGAAAGGAUGGAUGAACGGUAAAAGUAAAGAUGAAAUAGCAAAGUCCGUUAAAUUACUGAGAGACUCAGCAGACGAAGUGUUUGAUGAAGUUUUAACUUUUAGAAUAGAUGAAAAAAUGACUAAUGAUACAGACCAAAUACAACUUGAACUGGAACAAAUUACCAACAAAUAUUAUAGAACAAUUGAUUAUUGGCCCAGUUUGAAACAGAUGAAGAAAGACAAACCUAUAACAAGGAACGAAAAAUUCAUCAACAGAAUCGCUGUUUUCAAUAGUUGGUUAAAUAUAAAGAAAAACAGCGAUAUUAAAAUACAACAACUAAAAGACUGGGUAGGUAACGAAAACCUGGAUGUCGCAAAACAAGCGACUACACCUAUGAGCACGUCUGCACCUUCUCUCUACGCCCAUUCGACCAGAUCAUUUGCUGAACAAGUAAUGAAAGAAAAGGAUAUUGAGAAUAUAUUUGAAAAGAGAAUAUUUUCUCCCUUGGCACCCUGGUUGGCUAAAAGUAAAUCCGUACUAAUCCAAUACGAAGAUACAUUGGAGACGGUAAACAUACAGUUUGACGGCGUGGUCUUAAGUAAAUUACUACUGUUCCCAAUGAAGCUUGUUAAAGAAAUAAUAAUUACCAGAUUAUCAUACGCAAAAAAACUUAAAGAUCCAACCAUGAUGAUGAUAGAUCAAAUGAUAGAGGAUUUUACUUCUUAUAUAAAGCUUUCUGUACAAAUAAAAUGCGCGUUAGUGGAAUAUUGCGAUGGUAUGCCUAUGAGUAUCGAUAUUGACCCAGAUUUCGAUAAAACAGUUCUAGAUGCCAUAAGUUAUUUGUUUACAUUAUUACAUUCCAAGGUUCUUGAUGGAAGAAAAGCAUCCCUACGGACAUUCAGGGAACCGGAAAUCCUCUUAAAAUAUUGGGAUGAGUUGAAGAAUGUUGGACAGUAUAUCGACAAAGCAGGAAAACUUAUUGCAAAUGAGUUUAAUAAACUAACAUUAAGAAUAUUACACAAAUUGCAUGCUUAUUUAUUGCAACAACAAGACCACCCUCCAAAAUUCGGUAACUCCACAGAGGCAGAAAAAUGGUUAGUUGAAGUCUUUGAAAACCUAGGCUCGAUGAAGCGUAAGUUGAAUAGAUUCACGAAUGUUUUAACUAGAGCCUUUCAAAAUUCAGUUAAUUAUGAAAUUGAUAAUUAUAAGGAUUUACUAAACAACCUGAAGGAAUCAGGUCACUUUUUGAUAUACACUGGUGGAAGUCUAGAAGUGAAUGGCGUUUAUCUAAUUGGAAGUCCAGAAUUAUUAGGUUGCCAGGAUGAACAAAUUUUGAGAAUUUUGAACAACUCAGAUAUUGGCAGUGACUUGAUACCAAAAUUAGAAAAGGACAACAGCCUAGCAGCAUAUAAUAACGUUGAAGAUUAUUUUGAAACGUAUGCACUCUCUCCAUCUGGUAGCCACAAACAACAGUAUAACUACCAACAAUACAAUGGUUAUGAAGAAAAUGUUAGAAAUAUCAAUGGAUCAAUGGGAGGUAAGGUGAACAAGAACUUAAAUGAUGCUGACUCAGAUUGGGAUCAAGUUAAUGUCUCCGGUGUACACUCAAGUGCAGCCUUCACUCACGACUAUAACGAUGUUGAAAAAGAGAUGUUAGAAUUAGAGCUGAAGUUACAUUCCUUAGGAUACAUACUUGUACUAUGUCCUGCACAUCCAAUGCUAUGGGAAGGUGAUAUGUACAAUCUGUCAAGUGAGAACCCGUUACAAUACGAAAAGUUCAAACUAAAAUUAAAGACUAAUAAACUGGCACUACUCAAUCAAGGGUCUAGCUAUGCCUUAGAAUAUCAAACAGACAAGUUCCAACAAAUUGCACAAGAUACAGUGUCGUUUAUAGAAAGAAGAUGCUCAUUCAGCUCUAUCGAGAGUAAUUUACAGAGGAUUAACAAAGCCUACUUUAGAUUCACCUAUAAUGUGCUGAAUAAUUACAUCAAAUUUUACAAUACUUUUAAAAAGGUUUGCACAAAUCUUGAGUCCCUAAACAGCAUAUUUUUAUUUACCAGAGAUUUUGGGACAUAUUUUCUAAAGGUAAAUAUUGCUAACUUUGAGAAGAAAUCUGUAAUCAUAUUAUUAAUGGUGAGACUAAGUAUCAGAUGGUUGACUUUUAUUACCGAUGAAUGUGAUCCUACUGAUCAAAAGACUUUCAGAUGGUGUGUACCAGCGAUGGAAUUUGCAAUGCAUAUGACUAGUGGCCACAACAUUAUGGCUUUAGAUGAGAGUCAAUUCGUAACACUUAAACAAAAAAUUGCAGCUUGCAUGUCAUUAUUAAUAUCACACUUUGAUGUAAUGGGGGCACGUGCUGUAGAAGACGAGAAGAUGAAUCCACAACAAAGAAUCAAUAUUAGCAUACAUGAAGACUUCGAUGGUGAUGCGACUCUAGCAUUAAACUCAGAACUUCGUUUAGAGGCCAUCAAGAGAUUAGAAAGUUCGAGUACAUCAAAUUCAAGACUUGUUGGGAAAGUUUUGGACGAUGCAGACAAGGGGAACAAGUAUUUAUUAUCUCUUGCAUCCUCUCUGUCAAAUGUUUCAAUCAGAUGGCAAAAGAGAGAUUUUGUUGGAGGUGGUACUUUUGGUAAAGUUUACUCUGCAAUUAAUCUGGAUAACGGUGACAUUUUAGCCGUCAAAGAAAUCAAGAUCCAGGAUGGUAAAGCCAUGAAGAAAGUAUUCCCCUCGAUUAAGGAAGAAAUGGAGGUUCUAGAAAUGUUGAAUCAUCCAAAUAUUGUACAAUAUUAUGGUGUUGAAGUCCACAGGGAGAAGGUAAAUAUUUUCAUGGAAUACUGUGAAGGCGGAUCAUUAGCGAGCUUGUUAGAACAUGGCAGAAUAGAAGAUGAGAUGGUCACCCAGGUAUACACUCUUGAACUACUUGAAGGUCUAGCCUACCUACACCAAUCUGGGGUUGUACAUCGUGACAUCAAACCUGAGAAUAUUUUAUUGGAUUUUAAUGGUGUCAUCAAAUAUGUCGAUUUUGGUGCUGCUAAGAAAAUUGCAAGAAAUGGCACUAUGAUGGGUCACCUAAGUGUUGGUAAUAGUAUUGAUAGUAGUAACAAAACUACCAAUGGAAACGGCAAAAGAAGCCAAGAAAAUACACGUGAGGAGAUCCCAACAGGUUUACAAGAAAUGAUGGGUACUCCAAUGUAUAUGGCGCCAGAAUCAAUAACAGGAUCCUCUAACAAGGGGAAGUUCGGAGCGGACGAUGUAUGGUCGCUUGGUUGUGUAGUUCUCGAGAUGAUUACUGGUCGCAGACCUUGGUCUAAUCUAGACAAUGAAUGGGCGAUCAUGUAUCAUGUUGCAGCUGGACAUAUUCCACAACAGCCAGCGCCAGAUGAGGUGUCUACUUCUGGAAGACUUUUCUUGAGUAAAUGUUUAGUACAAAACCCAACCAAGAGAGCUACUGCUGUCGAAUUACUAGUCGACCCUUGGAUAGUUGAAAUUAGGGAAUUGGCAUUUGGACCAAGCGAAGAUACACAAACGACACUAUCCAUUCCAUUAGAGAAGGAGUCCCAGCAAAAACCUGCCAUUGAGACAGAAUAA
Messenger RNA from Maudiozyma saulgeensis, 4914 nucleotides. The record is from the annotation of a GenBank genome assembly. Lineage: Eukaryota; Fungi; Ascomycota; Saccharomycetes; Saccharomycetales; Saccharomycetaceae.